UUAAGAUGAGUGAGGCUCUGUCUCGUACAUGAUGUACUGCAGAGAACGAGUGGGAGAUAGAAUAAAGAAAGAAAACUAGUGGCACACAGUUUGACAACAGGCAUUUGAUCAACAUGACAUCAGAGAAUAAACACUUUAAGGAAGAUGAGGACCUUUUGGUCAUCAAAAACACUGACUGCAACAAGGGUCAUUACUGUAACAACACCAGCUCAAAGAGGAAUCAGGGAUCGUCUAAAGGCAAACCCGCUGACAUGAUAUAUGUUGUUGGAGGCUGGAGUAAAGAUGACCCGUUCUGUCCAGUUGAGCAGUUCUGCCCCCAGUAUAAUGAGUGGAAGAUGACCGCUCCAAUGCACCAUCAACGCGGCGACACAGGGGUGUGCGCUCUGGGCGGGAUCAUCUACACUGUGGGCGGGUGUGAUGAUGUCACCUGUUUGAGCAGUGUGGAGAGGUAUGAUCCAGAGCAUAACACCUGGUGUGUGGACGUGCCGUCGCUCUCCUCGCCACGGUCAAGGGUGUGUGUUGUAGAGAUGGAUGGAUGUCUCAUUACACUUGGAGGUUUUGACGGAAUGACCUGCAUUAACACAGUAGAGAGAUAUGACCCAUGGAAGAAUUCCUGGUCUAAGUUGACUCCAAUGCUGAGGAACAGGGCAGCUGCAUCCGCCGCUGUCCUGAACGGUCAAAUUUACGUUGUGGGAGGAACAGAUGGAGACAUGGCGCUAGAUUCAGUGGAGCUUUUUGAUCCAUUUGAGGCAUGUUGGUGUCUCUGCCCCACCAUGUCCACCCCAAGGGUGGCUUCAGGGUGUGCUGCGUUUCUUGGCUGUCUGUAUGUGGCCGGAGGACGAGACGAACUUGGUCUGUCAUUGAGCACCGUGGAAAAAUACGACCCAGACACUCUCCGCUGGAGCCCGGUUAGGGCUAUGAACAACAAGAGAUUUCAGGUUUCUUUAGUGCUGUUUAAUGGCUUUCUAUUGGCUAUCGGAGGAUAUGAUGGUGUAAGUGACCUUAAAACAAUGGAGGCUUACAACCAUGAGAAAAACUCCUGGAGACAUUUUGGAAGUAUGAAGUCCAAGCAUCCAGGUGGACAUGUGGCUCUGGUUAAGGCUGUGUGAAAUGUAUUGAUUGAAAUGAUGAUGAUAUCAUUGUAAUA
Molecule: messenger RNA, 1147 nt
Organism: Pimephales promelas (fathead minnow)
Lineage: Eukaryota; Metazoa; Chordata; Actinopteri; Cypriniformes; Leuciscidae
Molecular function (GO): protein binding
Source: RefSeq, a predicted model, not a curated record